CUCAAUCUCUUUCAGAUGCAUAUAUAUCUAUACAUAUUUUAAAUGACUAACUCACUAAGCAUUCAAUGGUAAGAAAAUAUAUAUAUAAUGAGUUUUAUUCACUUAAGUAUAUCGAUAAGUAUAUGAGAUAAUUCUUAGACUUAUUCUUCUUCUUCUUCUGCCUUUCAAUGAUUUAACUGGUUGAGUUUAGGAAUUUUCCUCUAUUGGUUCGCAGAAUAUUAACCAAUCUAUCAAAAUGAAAAUGAAAAUCCUGUUUGUUUGUUUGCUUUUUCUCUUUGAGCAUGAAGUAAUUCAUUUUUGUUUGCUUUUUUUUUAGAAAAAAAGAGGAGUAUUUCACUUUAUUUUAUUCAGUAGUACUUCUCCUUUUUUUUUGAAAAUAUUCUUUCGGAACAUUUAAUAUUGAUGAUUAAAUGAUUUCAUAGUAUUAACAAUAGUCAUAGUAAUAUUUUAUAGAUUAAUAAAAUACUGACGAUCAUUUAUGAGAUUUCAUUUUGAAAUUGAAUGAUACCAAUUUUCUUGUUUGAAUUCAUCUUCUAUAAGCAAAACAAAAGAAGGAAAGUAAUCAGAAUAAUAUCACUAUAAUUUGACAAUAUCCAUAACUGUCAACAUCAUCUCAAUUAGAAAAUAAGAAAACAUUUUUAAUGAAUAAAUAAGUCAAAAUUAUUAUUAUUAUUAUUUACAAAUGGAAAUAAAUAAUACCAAUACUAAUAUGAAUACAAAUGGGGAAUUAUCGUUAAAAGAACAAAUACAAGGGAAAGUGAUGAGUUUCUUAACGAACAAAGGAGUUGUCAAGCCUGAAACCAAUGCAGGCUAUGGACAAAUGAACACUGACGGAUCAGGUGGGACAGCGUACGCUGAUAACACAUGUCAAGGAAAAUGCUUGUACUUCUUAUGCUGUCAUUGUUCAAAGCGUUAUUAUACGGCAUGGCUAUCAAGUUUAGGCUUUAUGAUUACAUUUGGUAUUCGUUGUAAUAUGAGUUGGGCUAUGUUGACUAUGCAAGCUAGACACAUAGCAGCAAAUCUGUCUCAUUUACCACAUUCUAAACAUUAUGAGCAUACACAUCAUGAAUCUGGUGAUCAUGUGGUUGGAUUUGGUGGACUGAUGAAUGUAACGGCGAAACCAGAUUUUUAUUGGACAGCUGGUCAAAGAGGAUUUGUGGAUAGUUCAUUUUUUUAUGGUUAUUUAAUAACUCAAAUACCUGGUGGAGUAAUAGCAUCUAAAUUUCCAGCUAAUAGAUUAUUUGGUAUAGCUGUUGGUGGAAGUGCUUUUUUAAAUUUAUUAUUACCAGCUGCUUGUAAAAUUCAUUUUGGAUUAGUUAUGAUAAUAAGAAUGUUACAAGGUUUAGUUGAGGGUACAUCUUAUCCAGCAUGUCAUGGUAUAUGGAGAUAUUGGGCUCCACCACUUGAACGUUCUCGACUAGCGACAAUUGCAUUUUGUGGUUCGUAUGCAGGUGCAGUACUUGGAUUAUCACUUUCCGGUCUACUGGCUCAACAAAUGGGAUGGCAGUCACCUUUUUACUUCUAUGGUGUUGUCGGUCUUAUGUGGUUCUUUUGGUGGUGGAAUGUAACACAUGAACGCCCUUCCUUACAUCCAACUAUAUCAGAAGCUGAACGAACAUAUAUUGAAACUUCCAUUGGAGAGUCGCCUACAAUAAACGAAAGUAAAAUACCAAUUCCAUGGAGAAAAUUCUUUACAUCAUCACCUGUCUAUGCGAUAAUUGUUGCGAACUUUGCAAGAAGUUGGUCAUUCUAUUUAUUAAUUACAAAGUCACCAAAAUAUUUUCGUGAAGUAUUUGGUUAUAAUUUAGCUGAGACUGGAUUUUUGUCUGCAUUACCACACUUGGUAAUGGCUGUUAUUGUUCCUAUCGGUGGACAGUUGGCGGACAAAUUGCGAAAAAAUACAUUAUCAACAACGGCUGUAAGAAAAAUAUUCAACUGUGGAGGUUUUGGAAUAGAAGCGAUCUUUUUAAUUGGUGUUGGUUAUUCAAAAACAAUUACAUCAGCUUUAGUGUGUCUUGUUUUAGCUGUCGGAUUUAGUGGAUUUGCAAUAUCAGGUUAUAAUGUUAACCAUUUGGACAUUGCACCACGUUAUGCCAGUAUAUUGAUGGGUUUAUCUAAUGGUGUUGGAACAAUAUCUGGAAUGAUUUGUCCAAUUACAACAGAAUUACUUACUAAAAAUCAAAAUAAGGAAGGAUGGCCAAUAGUUUUUCUGAUAGCUAGUUUGGUUCACUUUGUUGGAGUUACAUUUUAUGCUAUCUUUGCAUCUGGAGAAAAACAACCUUGGGCAGAUGCACCUGAAGAAGCUCAAUGUAAUUGGCAACCACCAACAGAUUUACCAGCAGAGAUGAUGCAUGGGGAAUAUGGUUAUGCAGAUCCAACUGAAAGAAAAAAUAACAAUCUGUCUUUUCGAAGAGUGAGUAACCAAAGGAAUUCAUCAACUGAUAGUAAUCAAAUCUAUACUUCAAAUUCAAGAUAUACAACGGGUUAUAAUCAGUCCACUGUAAAUGACCCACUAGUAAAUUCUCAAGGUUACGGUUAUGGUGAAACUAUAAGUGGAACAACAAAGGGACAAAAUGUUAAUCCAUAUCAUCAAGGUUACUAAAGGUAGCACAAACAAACUUAAAAUCAAUAUCCCACUAACCAUAACAAUAUCAAGAGUUACUUAUAUUGACCAAUAAAUUACUGAAAAAGUAAUCCACUUAUAUUUCUGGAUAACCGAACAUAAUAUCACAGUUUGUUUGGAAUCGAAAUUUCUAUGAAAAAUUUUAACUAUUGUUAUCCAUAAAACUACUAAUCUUAAAAGAAGAACUUAAAGACAUGUUUACCUUUCCUAUUGAUCUGUUAUUAUAGAUUUUGUUUUUUUUCUUUUCAUCUUUGUAACACUUUUAUUUAUCAGUAAAUAUAUGUGCAUUAUUUGAUUUACAUGUUGCACACAAAAUAUGCAUAUUUAUUUCCUUAUUUAUUUAUUGAUUUCUAAACUUAAUAAUAAUUUGUCUUAAAAAUUUUUCCCUUUCAGUCACAUUGAUUAGCACAACUGUGAAAACCAAAUCUUUUAUUUAUUUAUUUAUUUAUUGGGAUCCGAAUGAAUAAAGCAUUUAUUAUUACUAUUACUAUCAUUAAUUAUUAUGGUAUGAAAUGAUGGUAUGGUAUAGUAUGGUAUGAAAUUGAUUUUCAACAUUUGAGUUAGGUUUUUUGUCAAUAAACUAUCAAAAUAAAGAGGAAAGUAAUAUCUUUUGACAGUUUCUAUUUCACUUCAUAUAUCCAUAUCUUAAAUUACCAUCAUUUCUUGGUUUCUUGUUAGUACCCUCCAAGGUUUGAAACGUUCCUUGUUUUGUUUGAUUUUGUUCUUAAACUUGAACAUCUAGUCUAAAGAGAUUGAUCUUAAUGAAAAAUAGGCAGUUUCUUAUUUCACUUCUAUAAAAUAGAUCCCAGUUGAAAUAUUCAUUUUAUUUAAUAAUAAUGAUAUGAUCUAUGUAGAUGCAUAUUCAUAGUACUAUACAUCAUACCUGUUUUUAACAUUAAAGGAUUUUUACUUUCUUUAUAAACAAUUUUAGAAAUUUAAAAUUUCCCAUAGAAUAUCCAAGUACAAAAAUAUAAUAAAGCGAAUGUUUGUUCCCAAUCAUUUCAUCAUUAGACUCACCAGUUCUAAUUAUCGUAUUAGAUUGGGCAAAAUAAGGAAUACGUAAGCUAAUUAAACAAUGGAAUCUGCUAAUAUAGUUAAAAUUUGCAUUAGUUAUUGCUUAAAUACGUUAAAAUUGUCUAAUUAAUUUAUGCUUGUUUUAUUUUGACCAUUGUAAUACAAUAAAUAUAGACUUAUAACUGUAGAACCUGUUGAUGAUGUUAUUGAACAAGCUUAUUCGCUUGAAAAUUGUUGUUUUCGAAUACGUUAUUCAUCUAGAUGAAACUUAUCACAUUGAAAUUAAUAAAUAUCAGUAAUUAUGAGCCCUCUUUUGAUACUUUAAGAAAAAUGAAUUUAUCUUAAAUUAGCCUUUCGCCCAAUGUUUGAUAUAUAUAUACUCUUUAAAACUUAUUUUAACACGAUAGAUGCAAUCGACUAAACAGUCAGUACAGUAAAUAACGAAUCUUAUUUGCCUCUGGACAGCUGCAAGAAACUAAGUAAGAAUAAUGACUUUUCUUUUGUGUAGUAUGUCAAAAAUUUAAAGUAAAAAUAUAACUUUUGGGUUUAUCAGCCAGACCACAUACAAAGUGAGAAACAACUUUGUGUGGUGCAUAUAUAUUUUGCUGACCUUCUAUGCCAAUGUUUAUGCGUUUAACAAAAUAACAAAUAAACUGUAUUUAUCAUAUAGUCAGUGUAUUCUCGAUGACGGGGUACGCACGUCUUUUUGGAAAUGAAUCCAUAUUGUGAAGGUAUGACCGAUUGGUGCCUGUCUAGAUUAUUGUGAGUUGUCGAAUUAACAAUGUACGUAGUUUUCCAAUUUACAUGAGGAGGUGCCUGACUCAAAGGACAGAUCCAACCCAGAUCAAUUUGUCAACUUUGGCGAAAGCUGGCCUAAUCACCCACGCUCUAGUCAACGCA
This is a messenger RNA of Schistosoma rodhaini, 4537 nucleotides long. Lineage: Eukaryota; Metazoa; Platyhelminthes; Trematoda; Strigeidida; Schistosomatidae. The record is from the annotation of a GenBank genome assembly.